This is a messenger RNA of Daucus carota subsp. sativus, 4334 nucleotides long. RefSeq names its product synaptotagmin-2-like. The record is from RefSeq and is a predicted model, not a curated record. Bases 307 to 2292 code for a protein of 661 amino acids. Lineage: Eukaryota; Viridiplantae; Streptophyta; Magnoliopsida; Apiales; Apiaceae. Gene Ontology annotation, molecular function: lipid binding. The transcript is spliced from 9 exons.
GGGCCUUUUUUUUUUUUGAUGCAGCCGAACGGGGCCUUACUUAUCGAAUAAAAAAACAUGUGCAUGAGGUUCAUUAUCUUUUAUCCACGCUUUUUGACAAAAUCCUUUAAUAUACAGCGGAGGACACUUCCCCGCCCGACCACCGUCGAUUAUUUACUCUCCGGCCGCCGUAUUUUGAUGGUCUUGAAUAUGCCACCACCCACAUUCACAAUCUCAUCAAAUUCCCAUUUUCAUGGAGGCUGAAGUUAGUGUAGUUACUCUCAAGUUGCAAUCUUGUACUCUGCUUAUAACAUAGCUUUUAUCUUCAUGCCCCUUUGUCAAGCACUUAAAGGUGUUUGUUUUAAUGCUUCAAUGAAUCUGAAAACAAAUAUUAAAAGCUGUAGCUUUUCACAGAUGAUAUUAGUAUCACCAUUGAGUUGCCCAUGUAAAAGGGUUGCUUGUCCUUUCUUUGCUAGUUUUUACAGUAGGAAAAUAUUCAUUACCCACAAGAGGAAAUUGGGUGUUACUCGUUUAGUUAGUCGGGGUGCGAAAUAUAGUCUUUCUGGUGAUUUGGAUGGUAAGGGCUUGUCUCAAGAGCCUGUUGCAUUUGGUACUUCUAACAUUACUGAUUUUAGAGAAGAUCCUAUAGUUGAUAAGCUCAGGACACAGUUAGGAGUUAUUCAUCCUAUUCCCUCUCCUCCGUUUAAUUCGAACAUUGUGGGGUUGUUUGUGUUCUUCUUCUUUGUUGGGGUUGUGUUUGAAAAGGUUUGGACUUUGAGGAAGAGGAGUAAGUCUGGGAGUGAGGGAGGGCCGGGUAUGUGGCCGCAAGUGCCCUCAAGCUUCUCUCUGUUUCUUGAAAAGGAUUUGCAAAGAAAAGAGUCGGUGGAAUGGGUGAAUAUGGUUUUGGGGAAGUUGUGGAAGGUUUAUAAGCCUGGGCUUGAGAAUUGGGUCAUUGGGUUGCUACAGCCAGUGAUUGAUAAUCUAAGGAAACCUGAUUACGUGGAGAGAGUUGAAAUUAAGCAGUUUUCGUUGGGAGAUGAGCCAUUCUUAGUUAGGAAUGUCGAGCGCAGAACCUCACGUGGUGUCAAUGAUCUCCAGUACCAAAUAGGCAUCCGUUACACAGGUGGUGCUCGGAUGCUGCUAGGGCUAUCACUUAAGUUUGGAAUUAUCCCCAUUGUUGUGCCUGUGGGUGUUCGAGAUUUUGACAUUGACGGGGAACUUUGGGUGAAGCUGAGACUGAUUCAAUCAGCACCUUGGGUGGGUGCUGUUUCAUGGGCCUUUGUUUCGCUUCCAAAGAUUAAAGUUGUUUUGACACCAUUUCGCUUAUUCAAUAUAAUGGCGAUUCCUGUUCUAUCAAAGUUUUUGACAAAGCUCCUGACUGAGGAUUUGCCGCGGCUAUUUGUUCGUCCAAAGAAGAUUGUCUUGGAUUUUCAAAAAGGAAAAUCGAUUGGCCCAGCUCCAAAUGAUUAUAAGUCGGAAGAAAUACAAGAAGGGAACAAAGAGUAUGUUGGAGAAUUAUCAGUAACCCUUGUAGAUGCUAGAAAGCUGCCCUAUCUUAUCUCUGGUAAAACGGAUCCAUAUGUCAUUCUAAGGCUGGGAAAUCAAGUUAUACGUAGCAAAAAUAAUAGUCAAACGACUGUUAUCGGAUCUCCUGGUGAGCCGAUUUGGAAUCAGGAUUUUGAUAUGCUAGUUACAAAUCCUAGAAAACAAAAAUUAUAUAUUCAAGUUAAUGACUCCCUUGGGUUUGCAGAUUUAACUACUGGAACCGGAGAGGUUGAUCUUGGUUCACUAAAAGAUACAGUACCAACAGAUAGAAUUGUAGCCUUGCAAGGAGGAUGGAGACCAUUUGGAGAUAGAUUUGCUGGUGAAAUAUUACUCCGACUUACAUAUAAAGGAUAUGUUGAGGAUGACGAAGAUGAAACAACGGCAGCAAAACUGAUGGAUACUGAUGUUUCUGAUGAUGAAAUGUUUGAUUCUGAAGACAUGUAUGCAACAUAUGAGCAGCUGAAAAAGGAUUCUUCUAGUGGAACAGAUAAAGAAACAUUUAUGGAUGUUUUAGCAGCUCUACUUGUCAGUGAGGAAUUUCAAGGUAUUGUGGCAUCCGAAACAGGAAAUGCGAGAUCUUCGGAUGAUGUGACUGCUUCAGUAUCAACAUCAAGCUCAGGUGGUCCCAAUACCGAAAUGGUACCACCUAAUUCUGAGAGUGGCAAUCAAACUUUUAUAGGCUCUUCCUUAUUUUGGCUUGCCGUAGUCACAAGCAUCUUGGUGGUUAUUGCUAUGAACAUGGAUGGUGGAAGUAUAUUCAAUCCCUAAUGAAUAUAUCAGUUCAUGGAAAUAUAUGCUUAUGACUGAUCAAGAUUUUGCAUUUUUUUUCCACUCAGGAAAUACCUGUGUAACUACAAAGAGUUGGAGUCAUGAAUGUUUUCCCAACUGAUGUAUGAUUGUAGUCACGUGUGCAUAUUCAUAUAAAAAUUGGGCAAGUAUAUCAGAUUUGCUUCCUUUUUAAUAUACUGAGAUAAAAAUCAUAAGAUGGAUGACUUCUACUUUUGAAAAAUGUGUGUGCUCAAGAGUGUGCACAUUUAUUCAUUCUACAUGACUAAGAGGACUACCACUAACUGGUAUAUCUUGUACUUUCAUAUAUAAUCUUAUACUUUAUGUUAUUUGUGAUUUAAAUGUUUAGGUGUAAUCAUAUAAGUGCAAUAAUUAUGUAGCAGCUCUUUAUCUAUGUGUUUGUAAGGAGGUCUGAACUACUAGAUACCAUCCAAGUUGACUUCUAGUAUGGAAAUUUUACGUGGAGUAGUUUUCGUGAUGUGGUACGAGUAGUAGUUUUUGUGCUGUGGAGCGAGGAAUAAAAAUACAAUUUCUAUUUAUUUUAUUUUAUUAGUAAGUAAAUAAGAGAUUUGAUUGUAAUUUCUUAGAUAUUAUUUACAUGAGUGAAUUGCAUUUUGUACCCCUUAGCUUUGCCCAAAAAUCAAUUCUGUAUACCUAUUUUGGGAAAUUACACUUUGCAUCCCUUAAUCUCUUUUUCAUCAAACACACUAAUCAAAGGAGGCAAAGUUCAUACAAAUUUAAAGGUUGAUUACGAGAGACCAAAUUACAAGAAGUUCCAGUUACACUAUUACGCGUAGAGAUUAUUUACCUGAAGAAGAAAGUGAGUUAUAGAGAUCACAGUAUUGUUAGAAUUGAUUAUACUAAUAAUACCCUUGCAAAAAGUAACGUGAACAUCUUAAUUGGACGGCAAAGAUGUAUAAGGGGCGCUAUUUAUAUCGAAUUUGAAAUUAAUGAGAUGCAAAAUGCAAUUUUCUAAAAUAGGUAUACAAAAUUGAUUUUUGUUUAUAGCUAAGGGGUGCGAAAUGCAAUUCACUCUUAAUUAUAUAUGAUAAAUAGAUUAUUACAGAUAUUCUAGCUUUGUAUAUUAUAGUAGUCGAAUAGUAGAAAGAUUUGUUUCCUUUAUUAUAAAGAUUCUGAGUGGUGGGUUAAGUUUAGGUAUUUACUCCUAUAUAAUGAGAUGUAAUAUAUCACUUUUAGAAGACUAACUGAUUAUGAUUGAAUUAAGGAUUGUUUCUCUCUUGUUAUGGCUGCCAUUCAUAUUUUAUGCAAACUCUUCUCUUCUCUUCUACGGUUCAGAAAUCCUAGGGGUAGUGGUUCUUCUGCGGUUGAAUCACCUUAGAGUUUGUGGGUUUUCUGUGUUUGAUCCUCAAUAUCUAUCCUUUUCCUUGUUUCCCUUUCUUGUCGUACAUCAUUUUGUGGUCAUAGGUACUCCUAUUACCAUUUACUUAAGCUAGCUGGCUGGAAAUGUCAGGUUCAUAUCUCGCAUAUAACUUACCAUUAGUUAUAGUCUCUGACUCUGUAAACUUUUUAAACUGCACCACCACUUUAGCUGGGUAUCUUUCCUUGUAAAAGUUAUUCCUCCGAUUGUUCAGUCCCACUUCCAUCCCUAAAAGCUAGGGUGGGAGAUUGUAAAGCAUAUCAGAUCAACAGUAGCAUACCUAUUUGACAGCAAUGCAGCUGUAAGUAUGUAAAAGUAGCGCUUAUAAGCUAGUAGAAGCAUAACAAUUGCCCCUGAAAAGUACAGAGACAUCCAGAUGUUGUGCCAGCUGAGAUUUGAUUUUGAACAGGAAUAUGCUGCAACCAAGCUAGUUGCUUUUAUUAACGGAAUAAAAUGUUUUUUUCUAGUUUAUAUGUGAAAACUCUCUCCUAUCCUUUUAUUCUUUAUCAAUUCUUUUAACAAGUCCAAUUAAAAUGAAAACAUAUUACAAUCAUCUACCUGUUCAGUUUUUAAGGCUAUUUACCUGUUUAACUUAUAAGUUUAUACAUUGUUAUACUUCAUCAACUCUGUUUUGCACCACAGCGAC